Molecule: messenger RNA, 300 nt
Organism: Sparassis crispa
Lineage: Eukaryota; Fungi; Basidiomycota; Agaricomycetes; Polyporales; Sparassidaceae
Product: DASH complex subunit DAD1
Exons: 2
Coding region: 1-300 (99 amino acids)
Cellular component (GO): spindle microtubule; DASH complex; mitotic spindle
Source: RefSeq, a predicted model, not a curated record
AUGGAGGAAGAAGGAACAUUCUUCGAGCGAGAGCGAGAUCGCUUGACCGCAGAAAUUACCAGUGGUUUCGAAGAGUUGCUCUCGUCGAGUAACAAUCUGAACCGUGGACUUGAGGAAGUACUCGGGAUGACGAGAGAAUACGAGACCAUUGCCACACUUUGGCAAAGUUUCCACGAACUGAUGCGAGGGCAGAGAGAUGAUCCUGACGAAUCUACCGCAGAACAACCGCAAGGUUUACCGGGCACUGGGGGACAUGUUUUGCCAGGAAAGCAGGGUAUCGUAGGACAGGAAAAUCGAUGA